UCCGUGUGGGAGGCUGUAGGAGGGAAGUGGAUGGCGCUGCCGUCAGUUCACAGGUGCCUCCAACUCCAACAAGAAAAUCAGUUGCUGCUUAAAAAGCUGAGGCACGUACGCCUAAAAAACAAGCAGUUGGAAUAUGAUUGGGCACAGUUACAAGAACAACUGCAAGGGCAAAAGAAGUUACUGCCUACUUGUGUCACAAAGAAAGAUGUGCCAGUUCAAACAGAAAUCCACUUACCCCUUAAAGGCGAUGGGUUUUAUCGUAAGGAACAUGAAGGAGUAAAGGAAAAUGCUAGAGUACUCCAGUUGUAUCAUAAUCUACAGAAAAGGUAUAAUAAAGAAUUAAAAACAAACCAAGGACAAUGUGAAACCAUUGCAAGACUUUCUAUGAAAAUUAAUGAUAUGGAAUACCAGCUUGAUUUAGCAAACCAAAAGAUGAAGAAGCUGGAAAGUAAAAAGAUGUUACCAAAGGACAAACCUGAUCCACUACAGGAAAAAAAUGGGUCUUACAAAUGUGUGUGUAAAAAGAAGGGGAGCUGUUCCUGCAAAUAUUUAGACCAGCUGCUUUUUGAGAUUCAGCAUCUGAAGAUGGAAAAUGAAUCAUUAUCUAAGGAAAGAAGAAUGUUGAGAAAUGAGCUUGCUGCAUUAGACAAGGAUUUUUUUGAUGAAAUAGAAGAUCUAAAAUAUGCACUUCAAGAAGCCAUAAAACUUAAUACUGAAUAUGAAAAGUGUUUGAAACAACUAAGUUCAACAUACAGAAUCACUUCUACAUCAACUUUAAAAGCUGUUAAUGAAACCAGCUACCCCGAGUCCCCUGCAUCGCCCUUGCACGCCCUCCGCCUCAGCUGUGCAGGGACAGCUGCCCAGGAUAACCAUCUCCGAACCAGCAGCAGCAGCAGCCGCCAUGCUCCAGCGGAGAGCGACGCGGCGGCCAAUCAAACGGCUGCCUCAGCGGGGCCAAUGAGAGGCGCGCGAGGCUGGAGAACGAGGCGAUCCAGGAAGCGAGGCAUCCAAUAAG
This is a messenger RNA of Zootoca vivipara (common lizard), 1015 nucleotides long. NCBI's taxonomy places the organism in Eukaryota, Metazoa, Chordata, Lepidosauria, Squamata, Lacertidae. The record is from RefSeq and is a predicted model, not a curated record.